This is a messenger RNA of Spirometra erinaceieuropaei, 3201 nucleotides long. The record is from the annotation of a GenBank genome assembly. Lineage: Eukaryota; Metazoa; Platyhelminthes; Cestoda; Diphyllobothriidea; Diphyllobothriidae.
AUGAAAGCAAGUCACAUAAUCGCUGUCCUCAACAUCUGUAAACGUGGGGAUGUUGUAUUUCUAAAAAAACUACUUGCCACAGAUUGCAAUUUUAACGAGGUUGUUGAUCGUAAGGGCCGCAAUGCACUGCACUACUGUGCGGAGACGGAUUCCGUCUUAUCGGGACAGGCGAAACCGGGUGGGAGACUGGCCUGUGCAGAACUGCUCCUCGAAUCCAAAUUCAACUUGAAAGAUCAGGCUGACAAUGAUGGCUUCCUGCCAUUUCACCAUGCCGUCAUCCAUGGAAACAUUCCGUUGGUACAGCUCCUGCUGACGCACGGUGUGGAUGUAAAUUGUGCCGUUCGCCCCAGCGAUGUACAAAACAGUCCUGCGGUAGCAGGCCGCACAGCCUUCCAUCUGGCCGUCAUCUAUUCAAACUACGAGAUGCUCGACUUCCUACUAUCAGGUUCCUUCGAACUAAACAACGUCUCACAUCAAUUUCAAGUAGACGUCCAGGAGUUAGACGCCCAAUGUGCAACCGCGCUUCACUACGCCAUUCAGCUACCGGAGGCAGUGGCCGCCUCAAUGAUAAAGUGCAUCAUUGAGAAGUCAUCGAUUCGGAUCGACAGCCCGGAUGCUCAUAGACGAACACCUCUCCACUGGGCUGCUACCAUCGGCGCUGCCCACGCGGCAAGUAUUCUAAUUGAGCUGGGCGCUGACAUGACUCUCGUUGAUGAGAGUGGUCUCACGGCCAUGCACUGUGCUGCAUCACGUGGACACUCAGGCACGGUGGAGGCCAUUAUCAAACAUCUCCCAAUGGAAGAGGAAGUGGAGAAAGAGGGGAGUGAUGACGAAGAGGAGGAGGAGGAAGAGGAGGAGGAGAAGGAGGAGGGGGAGGAAGAAGACACUAAGCCUGUCGAACGUGAGGAAAGGGAGGGCCAGGAAACAAUGGAGAAGCAAACCCCCAAAGUAGACAGUUUGAGGACAAGAGUUCUGGAUGCUAUGGACGCGGACGGAUGUACACCCAUUUUCUACUCAGUCACCAUGGGACAUGCAAACGUGACGCGGAGGCUGCUUCUUGCCGGUGCAAAUGCCUGUGCUAGGGACAGUCGUGGCCGCGGCCUGUUGCACUGUGUCAGUCGAUCCAUGGUGCCGGGUAGCGCCGUGGUUGUACCUCUCCUAGUAGCUCAUGGCGUCAAUCCUGACUGGGUGAAUGCAGUGGGUGAGUCUGCCCUUCACGAGGCCUGUAGUAAUUUGAAUAGAGAAUGUGUGGCCGAGCUGCUAAAACUCGCUUCAGUGCGCCAGUCGUCCGUACUGAAUGCCAAGAAUUCUUCCCAACACACCCCCCUUCAACUUGCUACUAUGGCAGCACUUAGGACAAAUGAGAGACCGGCGGCGUGUGCGACAGCAGUCGAAAUCUGCCGAGACCUCUUUAGCGCUGGCGCUUUGGCCAAGAGUGCUGAUGGAGAUGGCACUGAAGAUAUCUCCUCACCCAUCGCCCUGGUACGCAGUUGCCUUCGAAGUGCUCCCAACUACCGACCGGCGAUUGAACUGGAGAAACUCUUUUCUGGAGAGAAAGAUGCGGGUAACGAUGACGAGGGGGUGGAGGAAGUGGGAGAGGAGAAGAUCAUGGAAGUGACUGGGACAACAAUGGAGAAGACUGAAGAGCACACCACAUCAGAGGAAAAGAUGGGCGAUGAUACGGACCAGGAUGUAGACAACACCAACUUUGAGAUUGAGGAAGAAGAAGUCAUGGAAGCAGCGCAGGGAGAAAAAGGAAGCUUCCAAAGCUCGUCCAGCAUGUUCACUGUAAACUCAAGUGAAUCCGAAAAGCCCAUUGAAGAUACUAGCUCGCAGCGGACAAUAACCCCUCUGGAUCGCUCUGUCCCCUUUUGUCCUUCCUCUGAGGAUAAUCAGGAGGCGUCGCCCUCCAAGGAGGAGGAGGAGGAGGAGGAGGAGGAGUAUGAGAAGGGAGAGGAGAGGGAAGAGGAGAGGGAGAGGGAGGAGGACUCACAGCAUCCAGAGAGUUUAACAGUAAGUAUGCAGCAGACGGCCCUCCCCUCAAGUACGGAUGGUCGAGGGGAACUUUGCUCCAAAGACGAUAAGGUGCACGAGCAGGAAGGUAUCCCGUCAGUUUGUGCCAAAGGUAGUAGACGGCGGUCAGCCCCAGCGAGCAAAGUUAAUGGUCGACGGCGCAGUUCCAACAGGUCUCGAACAUCCACGAAAUCAGUCUCGAGACCUCCUCCUGAAUUGCGUAGAAUAUCAGCACCCAUGUGGUCGACCACGGUCGAGCGCCCUCCAGCUUUUUUCAGACAAGCAAGUUGCGCCGAGAUUGGAAUUGUUUCAACUCCCUCCCGUCCUUCACGAACAAAGGUGCAGGGUAUACGCUCCAAAGUUAGUGUUCCCUCUAAUAAGACCUCAACAGUCAGUCUGUCAACCAUCAGAGAGCCUCCCUGCGCGUUGAGGCGUUCUCUGACAGAUGUGGCCUUGCAGACCGAUAGUGUCGCAAUUCCUUCGGCCACCAGUUCGGUCUCCACUGUGGUCUUCAAAACCGCAGCCGGCACUCAGACAUCUCUGAACGGGGACGCGCACGCACUGGACGGAGACAGUCUUCUCAGUUCGCGUACUUUCGUCUCUAGCACCGACACCAGCACGGAUCUUAGCCAACGACGCGGUCUGCAGGCGCCCUACCGCAAGCGGCCCCUGUCAGAGAGCAGACGGGGUACGGCAGGAAACAGGGAUGCCUUUCGACAGAACAGUCGCGGAGUCUAUGAGUCGCCGAUCACCGGACGCCAACGCAUGCCUCUGCCCACAAUCACUCCCUACCUGACCCCCGUUGCUCGCUGGCCGAGGCAGAUGGCCUCCAUGAUGCUCUUCGGUGAGGUGACGCCGCUCUAUGUUACUGGUCGCCGUCAGGUCCCGGGACCAGCCUCCCCCAAACAGCCGGCUAGAGGCGCAAUGACACUCGGCCAGAGCAGAUUCGCGGAACGCGCUCGAUCAGCCAUCGAGGCGCGCAUUCAGCUGACCGUGGCGGAGAAAGAGUUUGUCAACUUGGCUGCGCGCGUCCUGCAGCAGUAUGACACCCUGAGUCAGGAGCGAGAAGCAUUGCAAGUCGUAGGCAGACAGAAAAUGGCUCCCGAGUUUUCCCGAAACAGCCACGGAAAACGGACCUCAGAUGUGACGCGGGAGAGAAAUCAUUCAAACUACAGACGCGGAGUCUGA